AUUUAGGGACCCCACUCCAUAAAAAAAAUCAACGGCCGAGAUCAUUUAUCACUUCCUUCAAUAAAGCUACGUCGCCAUUCUCCACCAUCCUCACCUCUCUGACGCGUGAGUCAGCGAGUGUUCCUCUUUCUUCUCUUCUCUAUCAUCAACCAGGCUUUCUUGCUUUUCAUUUCACUACAACGACAUUCCAUACAUCCAUGACAACAGCUACAAUGCUUCUGCGAAGCUCGUCCACUCCGAUUCUCAACUCCUGCAUCCCCAACCCAAACUCAAACCCGAAUCCAAGCCUCAAGGAUUCGCCCCACGAACACGAAAUCCUUCACCGGAUCCCGCGGACGCACUCACUCACGCUGUCGGCGUCGUCGAGUUCGCUGUCGCCGGUUGACGCUUCCCCGAGCAGAAUGACGCGGGCGCUGUCGGAGACGGAUCUCUCCGCGCGCUCCAAAACGACCUCGUUUGGCUCCGCUCUGUUUUCGUUCUCUGAGUCUGACGAAGGCGAGAGUGCGUCCACUGAAGGCGGCGGAAGUGGCGGCGGCGGCGGAUGGGACAACGGUGACGGCGGAGGGUCGGGGUGUUGGGAUUCGAAUAACGGGAACGAUGGCACGGACUUGUAUUACCGAAUGAUGAUCGAAGCUAAUCCAGGGAACCCUCUGUUUCUUGGGAACUACGCGAGGUACUUGAAAGAGGUUCGAGGGGACUAUGUGAAAGCAGAGGAGUACUGUGGGAGAGCGAUAUUGGCGAAUCCAAAUGAUGGGAAGGUGCUGUCCAUGUAUGCAGAUUUGAUUUGGGAGAGCCAUAAGGAUGCUUCGCGAGCGGAGACUUAUUUUGAUCAAGCAGUUAAAGCUGCUCCUGAUGACUGUUAUGUUCUGGCAUCCUAUGCUCAUUUUCUUUGGGAUGCUGAGGAAGAAGAAGAUGAAGUUGAAGAAGAUUCCUGCAAAAAAUCUGGCAGUUUCUUACGUGGAGUUGCUCCACCCGCCCCUCCUUUAGCUGCUGCUUCUUAAGCUGCUUCCACUGGUGGCUGGCUUUCAUAUAAGAUAACUUUCUAACCUUUGUUUAUACGACCUUAACCUUGUAAUAUUUUUGGCCGAUGAGAACAGUGAUAAUAAUAAAUGGUUAUUGUCCACCUUGUCAUUAAUGUAGAUUGAUGUAGCCAUACUGGAGAAUAAAAGAUGGGGGACAUUAUUCUCCUUGAUUUGUCAAA
Vigna radiata var. radiata (mung bean) is the source of this 1201-nucleotide messenger RNA. RefSeq lists its product as uncharacterized. Gene Ontology annotation, molecular function: protein binding. NCBI's taxonomy places the organism in Eukaryota, Viridiplantae, Streptophyta, Magnoliopsida, Fabales, Fabaceae. The record is from RefSeq and is a predicted model, not a curated record. Bases 198 to 1001 code for a protein of 267 amino acids. The transcript is spliced from 3 exons.